Molecule: messenger RNA, 2085 nt
Organism: Papilio polytes (common Mormon)
Lineage: Eukaryota; Metazoa; Arthropoda; Insecta; Lepidoptera; Papilionidae
Product: brevican core protein-like
Exons: 6
Coding region: 222-1145 (307 amino acids)
Biological process (GO): biological process involved in interspecies interaction between organisms
Cellular component (GO): external side of plasma membrane
Molecular function (GO): carbohydrate binding
Source: RefSeq, a predicted model, not a curated record
UGCGCUCGCGCGGUUCGUCUCAGUACAGUUUUAAAAGGCCACCACGGAACGCGGCAACCGUCAACCGCGUCCGCUGAAUCCGCGCGAAAAUGAAAUCGAGUUUCUAAAUUCGAACGUUCGAUUUUUUUUAGCAAUAAAAACUCUUUGCUGUCAAAACAUCUUUCGAUUCGUAUUUAAUUUUUUUACUUUUACAACUUUUUACUAAAGAUAGCGUGAUAAAAAUGCAAUUCUUCAGCCUCAGUUACGUGUUUAGUGUAGUUUUGAUAUCGAUAGUUUUAUUAGCCCGUGCUCAAAGGCCUAACAAUCAACGUGACCUCGGACCGAGAGAAUUGGCGAGACAGAACCAAAUCACGACACAAAUAUUAGAAGCUUAUAUCCAGAAGAAAUUGGGCUUAGCGAGGAACACCAAUCCUUUACUACGACCACCGUCUAUCUUUGAUAUAAUACCAGCGAAGAAACCUCGUGAGGAAAGACCAACGAGGCAACUAUCUAUUCAUGAAGAAAAGGAAGAAGACCCACCAGAAAUCGAGGAAGAUGAUGAAGGGGAAACUGAACCUGCAGCGGUGGAGGAUGAAGGACUGCAAAGCGUGGAGAGUGAACAGAUCGACUCAAUUUACUCUGAAGGUAGGAGUAAAAAAUACACAAGCCCACCUUUUGAAACGGAUUUGGAUACAAAUGAUUAUAAAUGCUCGAGUUGCAAUGAGGAAGAACUAGGCGUGACAAGAUGGACCAUGCCAUUGUUGAAGAGUGGUGAAAAGCGGUACUAUCUAGGAAUAUUCUUUAAGGCGAACUGGUUCAAAGCGCAGCAGUACUGCCGCUUCCACGGGAUGCAUCUCGCCUCCAUCUCAUCACAAGAAGAAAACGACAGGCUAGAGAAAUACGUAAAAGACUCGGGGUACGGACGUGAACACUUCUGGACAUCAGGCACUGACUUGGCCGAAGAGGGGAACUUCUUUUGGAUGGCUAAUGGAAGACCACUUACCUUUGUUAACUGGAAUGCUGGCGAGCCCAACAACUUCAGAUACGAGAACGGUGAAGAAGAGAAUUGCUUGGAACUCUGGAACCGAGAUGAUAAAGGUCUUAAAUGGAACGACUCGCCCUGUUCUUUUGAAACAUUCUUCAUAUGCGAAGUAAGGACGGAUUGACGAUUAAUAAUUUAGUAUUGAAUGUGAUAGCUAGUGUGCUAGAAACCAACUUUUUUUUACACUUUAAUGUUUAAAUUGUUUAAACUUUCUUGAUACAUUAUCUUCAACGAAUUAAAGUUCAACUCACGCUUGAUCUUCCGGUGACGGCGCCUACUAGUUUCAGAUCUAUCAAGGGUCCUUCUUUAGUUGAGUCUUUGAUUCGUUUAUUCUAAUGUUUUUUGUUGUUACAAAUAUAAUUUAAACUAUCACGUAGUUUCUUUGAAAGAAAUACAUUAUAAAUAUGAAACGCUCGGAUAAUUUUUUAACAAACGCUGAUAUAAAACUUGCCUGUUUUAUUUAUGUACACAAAUUGAUAUUUUACGUUUUAUCGAAAUUAUUUAUUCCUUUAAAGUGAUAUUAAGCCACCAACAAAAUAUAUGUAGUAAUAAAUAGUCUUUGUAUAUAUGCAACUUAUUUAUAAACAAGUCUUUAUGUAUUUUCAAUUACAUUUUCGAAACUUUUAUUGUUAAUUUACAUUUUAUUUUUUCUUAAAUAUUAUUUAUAUAGAUUUUUCUGUAUAACAGACUCUUUUUAUGCAAUUUAUAAGAAAACAGUAAUUUUAAAGACAUAGAAUUACUGACAUUAUCAUCCACUAGAUAGGCUAUAAGCCGUGAUAACUUGUGCCUAAUUGAUUUUCGCCAUAUUGACGUCGCUAGUAGUGAUGGAAGCUCGAACUCGAACACAAGGUGUCACGUCCAAGCAUCAGCCGGUUCUGUAUUUAUGUCAGUGCAUAGAAUAAGUUUGAACGAUCACUGCCUAAUGAUCUACUCUUUGUUAACCUCUGAGCCGUUCGGUUCAACGGACAUUGUCGUCCAUAGUCAACGUAGUUGGUAAAUAAACAAUAGUUACCUUAGUGAUAACUGUAAAGAUAGUUUUAAGAAUCAAUAAAGGUUUAAAGUUA